UGUAUAUAUAUAUAGAGAACGAAGGAUCAGUGGUUGAGCUAUAGUAGCUUAGCUUCUAAAACAAUGGCGGAACCAUCGUACUCGGGAACUGAGUUAAGUAGCAGCAGUAAUAACUCAUGCACAACGUUAUUAUCUGCUACUCAAACCUCAAGCCCGAAUAACCACCGCAAACGGCCCAGACAAGACGGCGACAACGUUAACGCCGUGGCGUCGUACGUUGGAGUGAGAAUGCGGGCUUGGGGGAAAUGGGUGUCGGAAAUCCGGGAGCCCAAGAAGAAGUCUCGGAUCUGGCUCGGCACUUUCGCCACCGCCGAGAUGGCUGCCCGGGCCCACGAUGUCGCCGCGGUGGCCAUUAAGGGCGACGCCGCCAACCUUAACUUCCCCGAACUGGCCGGGCUGUUGCCCCGACCCGCUUCCUGCUCCCCGCGCGACGUCCGAGCCGCCGCCAUUAAAGCCGCCCGCAUGGACCACCUCCUCAGCCGCGAGCCGACCGCGCCACCAGAGCCGGCUUCUUCUUCUUCUUCUUCGUCGGAGAAAGCCGAGAUAUCAGCCGAGCCGAGCCAGGACGAGCUGGGAGAGAUUUUGGAGCUGCCGGAGCUGGCGGCGGACACUAUCUACGACGACUUCGUGUUCCCCAACUGGGACGGCUGGGACUGGUGGCCGUGUAGCGCCGCCGACGGCGGCGCCGGAUAUUACGGCGAAAUCGUGUUCGACACCGGCGAGUUCGGAAACUUUCUGUGGCAACACUGAAAGAAUCCGAGAAUCAAAUGGCAUGUCUGCAAAUUUUGUCAAGGACCUUUCUCCAAUUCUCGAAACUUUUGGGGCUAAAAUUCAAACUCUCUUUUUUCUCCGUACCUAUUCUCAAAGCAUUAGCCAGCAGCUUGGGCUGGCAAUAUACCUUUCUUCCAUCCCAAUAACUUGCAUUGUUACCAGUAGCAUCACGUUACUGUCUAUUUUGAGUUUUCCCGGUUAAAUUUAGUAAUUGAGGAUUAAAUUUGUGAAGUCAAUAGUAUUGUAUGUAACAUUUUGACAUUGUGUUUUAAGUUGUCAAGUUAUAAUAAGUACGCUUUUAAGGUUUGUUAUAAAUGACAAAUUACCAAACAGUUGAUCUGAA
This is a messenger RNA of Ipomoea triloba (trilobed morning glory), 1114 nucleotides long. RefSeq names its product ethylene-responsive transcription factor ERF039-like. The transcript has a single exon. Gene Ontology annotation, molecular function: DNA-binding transcription factor activity; DNA binding. The record is from RefSeq and is a predicted model, not a curated record. NCBI's taxonomy places the organism in Eukaryota, Viridiplantae, Streptophyta, Magnoliopsida, Solanales, Convolvulaceae. Gene Ontology annotation, biological process: regulation of DNA-templated transcription. The coding region runs from base 64 to 750 and encodes 228 amino acids.